Messenger RNA from Juglans regia (Persian walnut), 2556 nucleotides. RefSeq names its product transcription factor MYB124-like. Gene Ontology annotation, biological process: regulation of DNA-templated transcription. Lineage: Eukaryota; Viridiplantae; Streptophyta; Magnoliopsida; Fagales; Juglandaceae. Gene Ontology annotation, molecular function: DNA-binding transcription factor activity, RNA polymerase II-specific; RNA polymerase II cis-regulatory region sequence-specific DNA binding. Gene Ontology annotation, cellular component: nucleus. Bases 520 to 1947 code for a protein of 475 amino acids. The transcript is spliced from 12 exons. The record is from RefSeq and is a predicted model, not a curated record.
ACAUACCCAUAUUCGAAAAACCGUUUCUUGCUCGGAUUUCGAGAAACCCAACUAAAAAGCUUGUUAUUUGGAUAUUAGGAUGGAAUCGCACAAAACAACUACAGAGUUAUAAUGUAUUGAUCGUACUCUGUUUCUGUCCUUUUGUUCUUCUGAUUUAGCCGGUGGUGAUUUUGAUCGAAUCCAGGCAACAGCAAGAACAAAGGUGGACUGAAAAGUUGAGAAUCCAAGGCGAUUUUUUUAUAGUGUGUAGGGGGCUGUAGGGCUUUUGUAUGAGCUUUGGGAUUGUGCUUACGGUUCCCCGUUUUGAACCAAACAGUAGCAGUAAAGAUAAGAAAGGAAGGAACAAAGAAAGUUAGAGAGAGGGAACGUACGGUAUUUAACUUUAAUGGUAGAUUACUGUAACGCCAAAAAGGUUUUGGCUUUAGCAUGCUAAGUUGGUUUUAAUAAAGAGGAAGGGAGAAGAGCGUCCGAGAAAGAAAGAAAGAAAGCAGACUGAGAGUCACUAAAACAAUCCACGAGAUGAAUAAGAAAACGAAGAAGCCGCCUGCAAACGAAGAUUCGAAGAAGAAGGAGCGCCACAUUGUUACAUGGAAUCAGGAGGAGGAUGAUAUACUCCGCCAGCAAAUUUGCCUUCAUGGGACGGGAAAUUGGACGAUUAUUGCAUCCAAGUUCAAGGAUAAGACGACCAGACAGUGCAGAAGAAGGUGGUACACGUACUUGAAUUCUGAUUUCAAGAAAGGGGGCUGGUCGCCCGAGGAAGACAUGCUCUUAUGCGAGGCUCAGAAGAUAUUUGGUAAUAGAUGGACGGAAAUAGCGAAGGUGGUUUCAGGCAGAACGGAUAACGCUGUGAAAAACCGUUUCUCCACUCUGUGCAAAAAGAGAGCAAAAUAUGAAGCCCAACCAAAAGAGAAUUCCGGUUCAUACAUUAACAUGAACAACAAAAGGGUUGUAUCCCAAAAUGGGUUCAGUACAGAUGGAGCUGAGACUGCAGCACCUUUAAAGAAGAUUAGGCCAACCUUCAUCCCUGAUAUCACAGAAAAUUACACCUUAAGAGACGGAUUACGUAAGCAGUGUGGAACUAUGAAUCAGCAGCUGCGAGCUCCUUUUGCUGUGUUGGCUCAGAACAUCCACAGUGUUAAUAACUUGGCAGACCAACAUCAUGUCAAUGAUGACAACGAUCACUUCAACGAUGCAGCUCAGAAUGACAGGAUUCAAGGUACAUAUCUCAAGAAAGAUGACCCAAAGAUAAUUGCGUUGAUGCAACAAGCAGAAUUGCUCAGCUCACUUGCUCUAAAAGUUAAUACAGAGAAUACAGAUCAGAGUCUGGAAAAUGCUUGGAAGGUUCUUCAAGAUUUUCUGAACCGAAGUAAAGAAAGUGAUAUCCUCACAUACAGAAUCUCUGAUAUUGAUCUUCAACUUGAAGAUAUUAACUUCAGUAAUAGUGAUGAGGGAAGUCUACCAUCCUGGAGGCAACCUGAUCUGUGUGAUGAGUCUCCUGGAAGCUCUGAAUACAGUACAGGAUCAACUCUACUGUCGAAUAUAGAUGGAAACAAAAUGGAGCAAGCACAAGUUGAGAUAUGUUCCCUGCAUCAGGAUAUCAGAACUAGGCCACAAUCAUUUCAUAUUGGAGAGUAUGCGGAUGUUGGUGAAUUUGAGACAGGAGUGACUUCUGGUGCAACUACAAAGCAAGGGAUUUUCAUGUCUUGUGAUGAACAAGUAGUCAAUGAUGGAGUUGUUUCUGCCUCAUCAAGUACAGAGUUUGGUUCCCCUCUUCAAGUAACCCCGUUGUUCAGAUCAUUAGCAGCAGGGAUACCUAGCCCAAAAUUUUCAGAAAGUGAAAGGAGCUUCCUACUAAGAACACUUGGAAUUGAGUCCCCUUCUACCGACCCAUUUGCCAAUUUUUCACAGCCACCAUCCUGCAAAAGAUCCCUCCUCCACAGUCUAUAAACAGCUUCUACAAUCUACCUCCUAAUACAAAUUCUACUUGGCCCAGAUCCAUUGUUGAGGUCUUGCCUUCUCAUUUGUAUUCAGUUUCCUAGGAUUGCAGCCAUUCUGGCAUGAUAUUUUAGUUAGACAUGUUGAGAUCUGCACUCCAAAACACCCCAGAUCUAGAAUGUUAUGGUGCAUUCUGCCAUUUCCAGCACAUCUAACGUGUUCUUUAGUCCCCGCCAGAUUUACUACCUUGACAUUAACACAAAAACCAGUGUGCUCGGUGUGUCCCUUCUUUUGUUUUUCUUCUUGUUCUAUAUGGUUUUGGGUGUUCCAGAUUUCGGUCUUGAUUUAUGAUUUGUACAGAACUAGUUAUGUCAUUCCUAGUCAUUGUGAGUGUAAGUAGUCAUCGGCAGCUCGCCUAUAUAUGAUGAAAGAUUAUAGAGGAAAGAGGAAAAAAAAUUAGGAUUAACCAGUUGAAAUGGAUUCCCUUUUUGUUAUUUUUGGGUGUGCAAAGGGUAUAUAAAAAGGCUGUAAUAUUUUUUUUCUUUAAUUUUUAAACUUGAUUUCUGAUGUAAUGGAACUUAAUUAGUGUGAAUGAAUUGGAGUUUCUGGUUUUGGUGUGCA